CUCCUAAGCAGUUUUAUCGACACAAAAUGAUAGAAAUUGCAUCUUAAGUUAGCUAGAGAGGUUGCACACUACUAUCAUUAUUUUAAUUUGGACAAUUAUUUUCACUAUACUAUACAAAGUAAAGAAUGGACGGAAGUAGUAGUAGAUUCUUACUGGCACCUGAAAUAGUUUCACGUGACUUGACUUUUAAUGAAAAAACAUUUUCUGCUAAAUUUGUUUUUGUCCGUUGGAUUAUAUUGGGGGCUCAUUUAUCGAGGAGGCAAAGUAAGUCCAACGGGCAUUUAUAUGUGCCUUUGGAUGUGUGUAAUCAAAGGUAGUGAAAGAUUACUAGGACCCACGUGAUUUAUUUGCAGAAUGGUUGAAUGACGUGUGAUGAAAUUACUAUAUCAGUCCAUUAACUGCACAGUGAUGUGUUAACAAUGGGCCCUGUUCAUGCCAGGUGACACGUCUAAAGUUUGGAUGGAUAUUCAGUACUUUUGAAUAAAGGGUAAAUUGGACUAUUGCGAAGUUUUGUUACAGGCACUGGCUUUUGAGUCUUUUACUUGGAUUAAUUUUGUGAUGGAUUCAGUUAAUCGAUCUGCUGUGACCCCGAGUAAGAGCAAAUUGGCUCGCACAUUCGCUAAGGUUUUGCACAUUCGAGCUCUAACAGGAGGAAACCAUAAACCGAAACUCACUGAACAUGUCAAGGAUGAUGAUGUCGUAAAGAAUGAUAUACUGAAGAGUGAGCUACUCAAGAAAACACAGUUCAAGUCCUUUGAUGAUGAAGAUGAAAAGCUUCAGAAAGCAGCUGCAGAAGCUUUUCUUGCCAAGCUGUUUGCCAAUAUCUCAGCUAUUAAAGCAGCAUAUGCCCAAUUGCAAUUUGCUCAGUCUCCAUAUGACCCUGAUGGAAUUCAAUCUGCUGAUGAGUUGGUGGUGUCGGAGCUGAAAAAUUUGUCUGAAUUGAAACAGUGCUUUGUGAAGAAGCAGUUUGAUGAAUAUUCCCCAGAGAAAACUCUCCUUUUGGCUGAAAUUCAGGAACAGAAGAGUGUUUUGAAGACGUAUGAUGUCAUGGGAAAGAAGCUCGAUUCACAGCUCAAACUCAAGGAAUCAGAAAUUAUGUUUCUUCGGGAGAAGCUGGUCGAGGCUAAUAAAGAAAACAAGCUGCUUGAGAAGAGGUUGAAUGCCAGUGGGCCGGUGUCUCCUUUGGGCAAUCUUCACUUUUCAAGCUUGAACCCAAGCCAUUUUGUCACGUUCCUUCAGCAGACAAUUAGGUCGAUUCGAAGCUUUGUUAGGUUGCUUAACAAGGAGAUGGAAGAUGCUGGGUGGAAGUUAGAUGCUGCAGCCAGUUCCAUCCAACCCGGGGUAAAGUUCUUGAAAGCAAAUGACAUAUGUUAUGCCUUUGAAUCUUUCGUUUGCCGGGAGAUGUUUGAUGGUUUCAACUAUCCAAACUUUGCCGUCUCAACAGAGACCCUACCUGAGCAAAAGAAGAUGCAACGGCUGUUUUUUGACAGAUUCAUAGAGCUAAGAUCCGUGAAGCCAGCUGAUUACUUAGCCUGGAAACCCAAAUCAACUUUCGCAAGAUUCUGUCGUGCUAAGUACCUGAAACUAAUCCACCCCAAGAUGGAAGACUCCAUAUUUGGCAACCUGGAUCAAAGAAACAUACUCGAUUCGGGUGAGUAUCCAGAGACAACUUUCUUCUUCACAUUUAGCGAAAUGGCUAAGCGCAUCUGGUUACUGCACUGUCUUGCGUUCUCCUUCGACCCCAUAGCUUCAAUCUUCCAAUCAAGCAGAGGUAGUCGUUUUUCAGACGUUUACAUGGAGAGUCUGAAUGAAGAAGCAUUCUUCUCAUGGAACGGAUCACCAGAGACCGAACCACGCGUAGGUUUCACCGUGGUUCCCGGUUUCAAGAUUGGUAAAACUGUCAUUCAGUGUCAAGUUUACCUAUGUUGACCACAGCAUCAGAUUCCCUCAUUAGCAAAUGGACCCCCACAACAUCAAAACUACAGCUAUCAUCAUAUGGUGUUAUUUUAAUAUUGUGAAUGGGUACAAACAGACCAGAAUGAUGGAAGAAUAUAGAGGGGGGCAUGGCAUGGCUUUUCAAUAAAGGGAAAGCGCGUUGAUCAUCUUUGUUGUCUGUUGGAAACUUGGAAUAGUGUUACCAAACAAUGUCUUUGUUUUUCUCUGUUUGUUUGGUUGGAUAUGUAUUAUUACUAUUAGUAGUAAUAAUAGUAGUAUUUAGUAGUAAGGUUUUUAAUUUUUAAAGUAGAAAAGUCAUUCCUCCAAUUUUGUUAAUAUUUGGCGAGGGAUGGUGGAAGAAGAAUCUUAGCUGUGUACAUUAUUUUAUUAAUAUGAUUCGGCUAUAUUAUAUUGAA
Messenger RNA from Capsicum annuum, 2351 nucleotides. RefSeq names its product protein GRAVITROPIC IN THE LIGHT 1. Bases 559 to 1929 code for a protein of 456 amino acids. The record is from RefSeq and is a predicted model, not a curated record. Gene Ontology annotation, biological process: response to red or far red light; negative gravitropism. Lineage: Eukaryota; Viridiplantae; Streptophyta; Magnoliopsida; Solanales; Solanaceae. The transcript is spliced from 2 exons.